AUGGCUACUAAGACCUGCGUUAGCACGAGCCACGAGUGCCACGUGUCAGUGCCAGAUAGCGUUCUCCGUUGUAACAACGUCAUACCACGGGACCCAGCAGGCGUCACGACAGUGGAAAUAUGCUUCGAACUUCAAGCGGACAAUGAUCGGUUUGCUGUGUUCCUUGGCCACAACAGCGAGGAUUACAACUUCGUGCACGAGAACGUAGACACGCCCCAGAAUCUCCACUUUCAGACCAUCGUGGGAACAGACCGACGCCUCGUGUGCACGGGUGACACGAACUUCCGGUUGGGCAUGGACAUACACGGAGAGGCUGUCCGCCUGAUCCAACAGUCGUACGUGGUUGUUCUGAUAGUGACGGACUCGUUCUGUACAAGCCGCUUCUGUCAGACUGAGCUUAAGUUUGCUUUGAACGAGAACAAGCUGGUGGUCGUGAUGUUGAAUGGACGAGUCAAUUAGAUCAUAAUGCCGCUCACAUUGAGAGACCUCUUCCGUAACUAAACCAGAGUCGUGUGUAUUUAAGUGGAUGGACAAUACAAACGGAAAACCACGUUGAAAAAUUUGUGCUCCAUGCUGGAAACGUAUUAAAACAAUAUGUUUCGUUGAUGAAGUUUCACGUGAAUCAUUCUGACAUGAUUUAUAUUGUAAAACAUUGACUGAAAUGUGAGAGUACUUUAUAGUUCAAUCAUAUACAUAUCCGUGUGAUUUGAUGUACGUAUUUCUAUUGUCCCCGAAAAUCACAACACGUACUUAUAUCUGUUAAACACUCAAAUGCUUGUUCUAUUCUUUGUUUUGCCUUCCUAUCGCGAUUGAAAUCGCCAAAGCAUUGAAUAAUAAUGUUGUUGCUGUUGUUGUUGCUGCUGCUGCUGUUGUUGUUGUUUAUGUUGAUGUUGUUGUUGUUGUUGGCAUGGCCGGUAUGAACACUAUUUUAAUAUAUGGCUUCUUCUAGCUACUUCUACAUCAAUAUUUCUUCAAACGAGCGUUUUGUUUUUUAAAUUUGCAGGAUUGAUAUAAAGUUAAUCUUAUGAGAUGCUUAAGCGACAUCUAACAAUAAACCUACGUUAACACUUCACAAUUUCUAUAAUGAGUCAAUUUUCAAUUUCUAAUAUAUAUAAAAUAUAGUAUAUAGGAACUACAUAGUAUAUAGAAAAAUAACAAGCCGGUGUAAUAUGACAGUUUCGUAAUCAGCGAUCAUACCAACGAACGGCCUUUACACUGAAAUCAUCCAUGAAACUAUCCUUUAUCUAUUACGCUGAGAGCACAGCUUUUUCAUUAUCAAACAUUUCAAAAUUUCAUUGUGUGAAUAUUUUAUUUAUUCAGGAAGUAUAGAAUUUAAUGUUGAAUAUUCGGUGUUUAAUAGGUGGCAUACUUGAUCAUGUAAACAGAUACAACCAAAAUAAAAUUUGCUUUAUGAAACAUUUCGAAUGCGGAAGUGUUUGAUACAAUAUGGAAACUGUGACUAAAAUAGAGAGUAAACAUUGCAACAAUUGAUUAAAGAAUAUACAUACGUUCAGCCUAAGUGGAUCUGC
This is a messenger RNA of Mya arenaria, 1529 nucleotides long. RefSeq lists its product as uncharacterized. The record is from RefSeq and is a predicted model, not a curated record. The transcript has 2 exons. Bases 1 to 459 code for a protein of 152 amino acids. Lineage: Eukaryota; Metazoa; Mollusca; Bivalvia; Myida; Myidae. Gene Ontology annotation, biological process: signal transduction.